UUAUAGAGCAUACAAAUAAUUGGUCUUCCCGACUCCUUUCAUUUAUAGUGCAUACAAGAUAAGUACUGAAGGUAGGAGCUGCAUACCAGGCAGCGGCGGAGGCAGGAAAACGGUCUUCUCCUCAGAACCUAGAAGCAGCAAAUCAAAAGCGCCUUCAAUGUUUCCUGUUCUUCUGUUGCUUCUGUUGCCAUAUGUACUCCAAGCAGCAUCAGGGAGAGCAUUCAGCAAUAGGACUGAUGUGGAUUCCUUGCUGGCACUAAAGGCAAGCCUAAGAAAUCAGAAUGGUGUCCUAGCUGCAUGGAACACAACGACUGGUUACUGCCAGUGGCCAGGCGUCAGUUGCAGCCUUAAGCACAAGCACAGGGUCACAGUGCUUAACCUCUCUUCAGAGGGCCUUGGUGGCACGAUCGCACCCUCCAUUGGGAACCUCUCAUUCUUGAGAAUUCUAGACCUCAGCAACAACAAUUUGCAAGGUGGAAUAAUUUCCGCAAUUGGUCGCCUGUCUCGCCUACGACAUCUUGUUUUAUCCAACAACUCACUUCAUGGUGAUGUAAACGCUGGAUUGAAGAAUUGCACCAGCCUUGAAAGAAUCAACAUUGGUUCAAACAGUUUGACUGGAGAAAUCCCUGCUUGGCUCGGAUACUUGUCAAGUCUCAAGUUCAUAGACCUGAGCAUAAACAAGUUCACUGGAAUAAUCCCGUCAUCACUUACCAAUCUCUCAGAAGUGCAAGCAAUUGAUUUCACCACAAACCAACUCGAGGGUGUCAUCCCUGAGGGCCUUGGUAGGCUCGGCAACCUUGUCUCGAUAAGCCUGCCAGAUAAUCACCUCUCAGGCACCAUCCCUACAACUUUGUUCAACCUUUCCACUCUAAUAACCUUGUCUGUGGAAGGAAAUAAUUUGGGCGGUAAACUACCCUCGGACUUUGGGGAUCACCUCCCAAAUCUUGAGCACCUAUUCCUCGGUGCUAACCACUUUAUAGGAAACCUUCCAGCUUCCCUUGUGAACUCAACUAAGAUAUAUGACCUAGAUGUCUCCUUCAACAACUUCACCGGAACAUUGCCACCAGAGAUUGGAAUUCUCUGCCCAGCCGACCUCAGCCUUGGAGUAAAUCAGUUCAUGGCUGCUACUGUGCAGGACUGGGAGUUUAUGACAUUGUUGACAAACUGUACACGCCUCCGUAUAUUAAACCUCCAGUUGAACAUGCUAGGUGGCAUGCUGCCUAGCUCAGUUGCCAAUCUAUCAAGUCAACUCCAAGUGCUAUAUGUUGGAGCCAAUGAGAUUUCUGGAAAGAUACCAUUUGGCAUAGGCAAUCUUGUUGGGCUAAAUCGAUUGCAGCUAGCUCGUAACCAAUUUACUGGCGCCUUGCCUGACACCAUAGGGAGGCUAUAUUCACUAAAAACCCUGCAGUUGCAUAGUAACCUACUGACAGGCUUCAUGCCAUCCUCCCUUGGGAACUUGACGCAACUACUAAGGCUGUACACAGAUAACAACACGUUUGAGGGGCCAUUUCCAGCAAGCCUCGGGAGACUACAAGAGCUGAAUAUAGGAUUAUUUUCAAACAAUAAGUUCACAGGUCCAUUGCCUAAAGACAUCUUCAACCUAUCGGCCCUGUCAGACGUCCUAGAUUUGUCGAGCAAUUACUUUGUUGGACCUCUUCCACCUGAAGUAGGCGGCUUGACAAAUCUUGCACGCCUGUACUUAUCACAGAACAACUUGUCAGGGCCCCUCCCUAAUGCACUCAGCAAGUGCCAAAGCUUGACAGAACUCAGGCUGGACGACAACUCCUUUGAUAGUAGCAUUCCCUCAUCUAUCAGCAGCAUGCGAGGCCUGAUGUUGCUAAACCUUACAAAGAACACACUCUCAGGUGUGAUUCCUCGGGAUUUAGGGCUAAUGGGUGGCCUUGAAGAGUUAUACCUAGCACGUAACAACUUGUCUGGUAAUAUCCCAGAAAGCUUGGAAAAUGUGACAUCAUUGUACCAGUUAGACCUGUCCUUCAACCAUCUGGAUGGCAAAGUUCCAUCAUGGGGAGUGUUCAGUAAUGCAUCUGGUUUUUUCUUUGGUGGGAAUUUGGGGCUCUGUGGUGGUAUAUCAGAGUUACAUUUGCCCCCAUGCCAGCCAGAAUCCGUGGGACAUGGCUUGAGCAAACGCCAUUUGACUAUCACCCUAGUUACCGCAACUGCUGGCAUAAUUCUGGGUUUGAGCUUGAUGCUUGUUUUCUUCACAAUGAGAAAGAAAUCAAAAGCUCGGUCUACAACCAUAGGAGGAUUCCAGUUGAUGGAUGACAAUUAUCCCAGAGUAACUUAUGCUGAAUUGGUCCAAGGAACAAGUGGCUUUGCAGCAGACAAUUUGCUUGGCAGAGGAAGGUAUGGAUCGGUGUAUAAGUGUUGUCUGCUGCUAAAAAAUAUGAUGACCACAGUAGCUGUAAAGGUUUUUGAUCUUCAACAGUCUGGCUCUUCCAAAAGCUUUCAAGGUGAGUGUGAGGCACUUAGUAAGAUCCGCCAUCGCAAUUUGAUUAGUCUCGUGACUUGUUGUUCAAGCUCUGACUCGAACCAAAACGACUUCAAAGCCAUUGUGUUCGAGUUCAUGCCUAAUGGGAGCCUAGAUAGGUGGUUGCACAUGGAUGUACAUGUAUCACAUCAACUCCAAGGAUUGACACUGAUGAAGAGAUUAAAUAUUGCAGUUGAUAUUGCUGACGCAAUAGAUUAUUUGCACAACAACUGUGAACCACCAAUAAUUCACUGUGACUUGAAGCCAAGCAACAUUCUUCUCAAUGAGGAUUUAGUUGCUCAUGUUGGGGACUUUGGACUUGCAAAGAUUCUUUCUGAACCAGCAGCUGAGCAACUGAUAAAUUCAAAGAGCACAGUUGGAAUAAGAGGAACAAUUGGAUACGUCGCUCCAGAAUAUGGCGAAGGUGGUCAAGUUUCUUCAUGUGGAGAUGUAUACAGCUUUGGAAUUGUCAUCCUCGAGUUGUUUACAGGCAUGGCACCUACUCAUGACAUGUUCAGAGACGGGUUGACCCUGCAGAAACAUGCCGAGAAUGCAUUUCCAGGGAUGCUAAUGCAGAUUGUUGAUCCAGUCCUGCUGGCCACUUAUGUUUCCAAUGCUAAUAGUUUGCAGGGUGGAAUCAAUACAGUGGAACAUGGCAACAACGCCAUACCCUCUGUCAUGAAGGUUGCGCUAUCAUGCAGCAAGCAUGCACCGACAGAGAGAAUGUGCAUCAAAGAUGCUGCUACAGCAAUUCACAGGAUAAGGGAUGAAUAUAUUAAAGUAAUCCAAAAUGAGGGAGUUGUUAAUGCUGCCUAUACUGCAAGGCAUUUUGCUGAAACAUCCAGGGCAGCCCCUUGAACUGGCAUCACACACUCACUCUUAAUUAAUGGCUUUGUAGUAUUUAUAUAUUGCACUCUUGUGGUUUCGAUAUGUUAGUUUCUGGCUGGCCAUGUUCUCUUAGUUUCUUGAUCUGCCUUUUGCAGUCUGUCUGUCACUCUGCCUGCAACAGUUAAUAUGGUUUGUAUAUGGGGAUGCCUACAUAGUGAACUGGUAAUAUCAUUUGUGUCGGCAA
This is a messenger RNA of Triticum dicoccoides, 3560 nucleotides long. RefSeq names its product putative receptor-like protein kinase At3g47110. The coding region runs from base 158 to 3346 and encodes 1062 amino acids. The record is from RefSeq and is a predicted model, not a curated record. The transcript has 3 exons. Gene Ontology annotation, biological process: protein phosphorylation. NCBI's taxonomy places the organism in Eukaryota, Viridiplantae, Streptophyta, Magnoliopsida, Poales, Poaceae. Gene Ontology annotation, molecular function: protein kinase activity; ATP binding; protein binding.